Molecule: messenger RNA, 1716 nt
Organism: Humulus lupulus (European hop)
Lineage: Eukaryota; Viridiplantae; Streptophyta; Magnoliopsida; Rosales; Cannabaceae
Product: sodium/calcium exchanger NCL2-like
Exons: 7
Coding region: 1-1716 (571 amino acids)
Biological process (GO): calcium ion transmembrane transport; intracellular calcium ion homeostasis
Cellular component (GO): membrane
Molecular function (GO): calcium ion binding; calcium:proton antiporter activity
Source: RefSeq, a predicted model, not a curated record
AUGGCAAGAAAAACAAGCUUGUUUCUCAUUCUCAUUCUCCCAAUCAUUCUUAUUCUCUUUCUCAUCCCUUCGGUGAAAGGUAGUCGUUUUGCUGACCAAAUCAGCAAAACGACGGUGGUAAAUCUCAAAACGACGGUGUUGGACUCGAGCUGUGAUUGUGAGCCAACCUAUGGGUUCUUGCCUUGCACGAGCAGCUUGUGGGAGAUGGUUUUCAUGAUAGUCGUGUAUGAGGUUUUGUUGUCGAUUGGAGAGCAAUAUAUCAAGGCUGGUUCAAACCUUUUCUUUGAGACCUUUGGAACUGGUUUUUUUGGAGCAAGUAUAUUCCACUUGCUUGGUACUGUCCCACAAGUUGGCUUGAUUCUCAUGAGUGGUAUUAGUGCAAGUCCAGAUUCGAUGGGAGAGGAGCUAGAAAUGAGCAUGGGACUACUAGCAGGAACAACAAUCAUUUCCCUCACAUUGAUUUGGGGUUCUGUUAUUGCUUUUGGCAACUACGACCUUUCACUAUCUCCAAACAAUUCACCACUUGAAGACCAUCAUUCAAAACCCUUCACUUUGACUGGUUAUGGUGUAACGACUGAUAUUGAAACGAACGUGACUGCAAGACUCAUUUUGGUUUCACUCGUCCCGUUUAUCAUUCUUCAGUUGUCAAAAGUUCACAAUUCAUCGUUCUGGAUACGACUCAUUGUUUUGGUUUCUCUCAUUGUUUCGGUGAUAUUCCUCGUUCUUUACUGCAUCUAUCAGAUGUUUGAGCCAUGGAUGCAAACCAGAAGACUUGAAUUUGUGUUAAGGAAAUACAUAAGAAAGAACUUAGUGCAGAGUCUUCUCACCCCAAGGGGUAGGCCUAAUAUACCUGUUAUAAAGGAGAUAUUUCAUAGGAUUGAUGAGAAUGGAAACUCAUACAUAUCAACUGCUGAGCUGAAAACAUUAAUCUUAGGAAUACAAAUCGAACACUCGGGCUUGGACGAGCAGGAUUUUGUGACAAAGGUUUUGAAAGAGUUUGAUAUUUCUGGUGAUUCUCAAAUAAAUGAGGCAGAGUUUAUCAAUGGACUCUCAAACUGGCUUAUUUCAUCUAAUAAGGAUGCUUUCAAGUUCGUUUCUCAGGCCAAACAAAAGUUCCUCAACAUUAUUUCCGAGAAAUCUACAAUCGAAGAAGAGCAAAGCUUGUUGGUAGCUCCAAAUAAGACCGCCACCACAACCACCACCACCAAGGCCACCAACGCCACUGAAAAAGUUUGGUUGAAAUACAUUAAGGCUGCUCUUUUUAUACUUUUUGGGAUAAGCAUUACUUUUCUUCUUGCAGAACCUCUCAUGAGCACUGUUCAAGAAUUCUCUACUGCUGCAAAUAUUCCCUCAUUCUUAGGCUCAUAUGUUAUGAUACCCUUGGCCUUGACCUUCAGCCAGGCCAUCAGUGCGAUUAGCUCAGCCAAACAUAAGACAGAGAAUGCAAUUUCUUUGACAUUAUCUGAGAUUUAUAAUGGAGUAUUCUUAAACAACAUGAUGGGUUUGAUCAUAGUCUUGGGACUUAUUUAUUGUCGAAAUUUGUCUUGGGAUGUCUCAACUCAAGUUUUGGUUGUUCUAAUCAUUUGUGCAAUCAUGGGUUUGUAUACAACCUUCUGCUCCAUUUUCCCACUUUGGACAAGUAUUUUAGCUUUUGCUCUCUACCCCUUAUCACUACUUUCUAUUUAUUUUCUUACUUCUAUUCUUGGAUGGUCUUAA